ACAAGACUUUUCAUCUCAAAUUUCAGGAAUAAAACUAUAUCUUAUAAAGAUGGCUGAAAAGAGUGCUCUGGCUGCAGCAAACCUUCCAAUUAUUUGGAUUUUAGGAGGACCAGGUUGUGGAAAAGGAACCCAAUGUGAGCAAAUUGUUUCUAAAUACAACUACAGCCAUCUUUCUACAGGAAGAGGUGGUUGGAUUGCUGGCUGAAGCUAUGAUGACAAGACUGAACAAAACGAAAGGAUUUCUUAUUGAUGGAUUUCCAGCGGGAUUAGAGCAGGCGAAGAUGUUUGAAGAUAGAAUCGGUUCUCCGACCAAAAUUCUGGUAUUUGAAGCUAAUGAAGAAGUCCUCAAGUGUCGGCUAAAGGAACGCGGUAAUUUUGACGACAAAGAGGAAUCCAUUUUGAAACGUAUUCAGCUGUUUACAGAGAAGACAAAACCAGUUAUUGAUGCAUACAGCAAGUCUCUAACCAAGAUAAACAGUGAGAGAAGUGUAGGAGAUAUAUUUGCAGAUGUUUGUAAAAAUCUAGAAUCUUAAUGAAAACUAACGAUUUUCAUAAAUAAAAUGUAAGCAAAACAUUUUUGUAAAAUAAAUAUGUUAAAGUGAAUCAAUAAAAUUAUCAUAUUU
Molecule: messenger RNA, 623 nt
Organism: Eurytemora carolleeae
Lineage: Eukaryota; Metazoa; Arthropoda; Copepoda; Calanoida; Temoridae
Product: adenylate kinase isoenzyme 1
Biological process (GO): nucleoside triphosphate biosynthetic process
Cellular component (GO): cytosol; cytoplasm
Molecular function (GO): AMP kinase activity; ATP binding
Source: RefSeq, a predicted model, not a curated record